AUUACUAUCCUUUAAAUAAGUUUGUUAUUAGUUGCGUCUGGGGUUUGACCAACUCCAACAAGAAGAAGAAUCAAUCAAUGGCGUCUUUGAGUUCGACCUAUGCUUUCUCUAAUUCAAUACUCUCGUAGCAUCAAAAUACUAGCAUAACAUGCUUCAAUAUACGUAUUCACUCCAAUCAAAUCAAUCUCGAAUCCAAUUUGCAGCUUAACUUGAUCCAAUUGCUUUACUCUGUGAAACGAAAUUGUUGAAGAAUUAGUGAGGUGUUUGAUGAAUUUACUGUUUUAGGGUUUCUGUGAGUGUUGUUAAACUGUUAAUUGAGUGAGAAGAUGGGUGGAAUAUGUUCUAGGAGAUCCAGUGAGGAUGAUUUUGACAAUGGAAGCUUUCCCCGUGGAUUGAGUUUUGGGUCUGGGGUGAUUUAUCAGUCUCGAGGAUUGCCUGCUCAACGGAUGGAUGGUGAGUCUAUGCCUAAGGGAAGAGUGGAUGGUGAUGGUAAGGAUAGUUUGAGAGAAGUGUUGUCGUUUCCAGAGAUGAAUGGUGGUUCGUAUGCGUUGGAUGAUAAUGAUGGGAUUCCGAGAUUGGCUAGGGUUUUAUCGCAUAAAUCCAGGUCGACCAAGACGACAAAGGUUUCUGAAGUGAGUUCAAUUUUGGGUAAAGCGGGGACCGCUGGUUUUGGAAAGGCAGUAGAAGUGCUGGAUACCCUUGGCAGCAGCGUGUCAAGCUUACACGCCAGUGGUGGUUUUGUGUCUGGGGUGGCAACAAAAGGAAAUAAAAUAGCAAUAUUAUCAUUUGAAGUUGCAAACACAAUCGUUAAGGGUGCCACCUUAAUGCAAUCUCUUUCAAAGGAUAACAUAAAACACUUAAAAGAGGUAGUCUUGCCUUCAGAAGGUGUGCAACUUCUAAUAUCAAAAGACAUGGAUGAGCUCCUCAGAAUUGCUGCAUUUGAUAAAAGGGAAGAAUUAAAAAUCUUUUCUGGUGAAGUGGUUCGAUUUGGAAAUCGAUGCAAAGAUCCUCAAUGGCACAACCUAGACCGUUAUUUUGAGAAAUUGGGAUCAGAAUCAGUUCCCCAGAAACAACUGCAAGAAGAAGCAGAAACCACCAUGGAGCAUUUGAAGAAUUUGGUUCAGAAUACUGCAGAAUUAUACCACGAGUUACACGCGUUGGACCGGUUUGAACAAGAUUUUCGACGUAAGCAAAUAGAAGAGAACCCCAACGCUCCACCAAGAGGGGACAGCCUUGCUAUCUUGAGGGCAGAAUUGAAGAGUCAAAAGAAGCACGUGAGAAGUUUGCAAAAGAAGUCACUUUGGUCCAAGAUUUUGGAAGAGGUGAUGGAGCAACUCGUAGACAUUGUGCAUUUCUUACACAUGGAGAUUCAUAAUGCUUUUGGAACAGCCGAUACCGAAACACCGGUAAAAAGCAACCGACAGAAGUUGGGAGCAGCUGGUCUUGCGCUACAUUAUGCUAAUAUUAUUACCCAGAUUGAUACACUUGUCACUCGCUCAGGUUUUGUGCCUCCAAGUACUCGGGAUUCUUUGUACCAAGGACUACCGCCUCAUAUUAAGUUAGCAAUGCGCUCCAAAUUACAUUCGUUUCUCCCAAAGGAAGAGCUUACCAUUCCUGAAAUUAAAGGAGAAAUGGAGAAAACUCUCCAUUGGCUUGUUCCAAUUGCAACAAAUACAACCAAAGCUCAUCAUGGCUUUGGCUGGGUUGGAGAAUGGGCAAAUACAGGAUCUGAGGCAGACCGAAAACUGUCUUGUCCCGUUGACUCAUUAAGAAUAGAGACUCUCCACCAUGCCGAUAAGGAAAAAACAGAAGAAUGUAUCCUUAAACUAGUCAUCUGGCUUCAUCACCUCGUUUGCCAAUCAAAGGCUAUAAACGGUGGAAUAAAAUCACCGGUAAAAUCUCCUAUCCGCUCCCCAAAUCAAAAACGAAUUCAACUCACAGCAAACCGGCCCGAUUCUCCCUCGCCUGCACUCACAACCGAAGACCAAGAAAUGCUUCGGGAUGUUAGCAAAAGAAAACCGACCCCCAUAAUCAGCAAAAGUCAAGAAUUUGACACCCAAAACAGGUUAAGCAAGCAAUAUAGGCUAACUAAAAGCAGUAGUCAUUCCCCGACCCAUGAAGUUAAGCGGGAUCCGUUUCCCAUCAAGAGACCGUCAUCUCUUCCGAUUAUUAACUUUGAUAUCGAUAGGAUGAAGGCUAUGGAUGUUAUUGAUGAUAUAAGAGUUAGUGAGUAAACACUCAUUUGACAGGUUUCGGGUCGAGGCUGUGUCGAAUAUGCGUUGGUGUUGGUUCUUGGGUAGAUUUUUGUUGUUUAGAGAUUUCAUUUUGUACAUGAGUCGACUAGUGUCGUAUGUACAGACCUUUGUCUCGUUUGGAAUUAGUAGACGCUUCUAUAUUUAUACAGAAAAGUUAUGGCACAUGUUUAUAUGAUUCUAUAAUUUAUAUGAUGUUGGGUUUAUA
Molecule: messenger RNA, 2460 nt
Organism: Helianthus annuus (common sunflower)
Lineage: Eukaryota; Viridiplantae; Streptophyta; Magnoliopsida; Asterales; Asteraceae
Product: protein PSK SIMULATOR 1
Exons: 13
Coding region: 327-2234 (635 amino acids)
Biological process (GO): positive regulation of growth
Source: RefSeq, a predicted model, not a curated record